CACACGUGACCACACGCGGAAGAACACCGAGAGUCUUUUAGUGCUGCGACAGUGUCUGAGCUCACCGAGCGUGGAGAUGUCCCAGAGGAGCGCGGGCUCGGGCGCGCGGAGGAGCAGGCCCGGGCGCUCCCAGGUUAUACUGGACGACGAUGAGCCCGACGUGUCCUCGCAGCCCAGCUCAUCGCAGGUCCAGCGAGCAAGGUGCAGCUUCACGCCCCAACAGAUAGAGCAAAAGGUGGCUGAGGUGGUGCAGUUUAUUCUCAUAAAAGACCAGAAGAAAAUACCCAUCCGUAGGGCAGAUGUCGUCAAACAUGUGGUAAAGGAAUAUAAAGGCCAGUACCCAGGCAUCAUAAGGAGGGCUGGCCAAACCUUUGAGCAGGUCUUUGGGUUGAACCUGGUGGAGAUAGACUCUAAGAAUCAUGUUUAUAUCUUGGUAAACAAGCUGCAUCCUCUUCCUGGGGAGCCAAUCAGCAUGUGUCCAGGCAGCCCCAAGACUGGAUUACUGUUUGUGAUUCUCAGCCUUAUCUUCAUGAAAGGAGGCACAGUUAAGGAAAUUCUAGUGUGGAAUACACUGAAGAAACUGAGAGUGUAUGAAGGGGUGAAGCAUGAAGAGUUUGGUGAUGUAAAGAAGUUGGUCACCGAUGUGUUUGUUAGGCAAAAGUACCUGGAGUACGUGCGGAUCCCUCACACAGAGCCGCUGGAGCAUGAGUUCCGCUGGGGAGCCCGGGCAGAGCAGGAGGUGUCCAAGAUGAAACUGCUCCAGUUCAUUGGGGAGCUACACAACGAGGAACCUCAAACCUGGACACAACAAUACAGGGAAGCAGCUUCUGUUGAAAGCAACCCAAGAUAGUGGAAAAGAAUGAGAUGCAGGGGUGUGUGUGUGGGGGGUGGUGCAUAGGUGGUUGUGUAGGUGUGUGUGUGUGUGUGUGUGUGUGUGAGAGAGAGAGCGAGAAAACAAAGAUGUUGGAGGAAACCACAGUUUCUUCUAACAAGUGAUUCUUAUGGUGGGAGAGUGGAU
Electrophorus electricus (electric eel) is the source of this 1018-nucleotide messenger RNA. RefSeq names its product necdin-like 2 (gene ndnl2). Gene Ontology annotation, cellular component: nucleus. Lineage: Eukaryota; Metazoa; Chordata; Actinopteri; Gymnotiformes; Gymnotidae. The record is from RefSeq and is a predicted model, not a curated record.